Adineta steineri is the source of this 1689-nucleotide messenger RNA. The record is from the annotation of a GenBank genome assembly. NCBI's taxonomy places the organism in Eukaryota, Metazoa, Rotifera, Eurotatoria, Adinetida, Adinetidae.
AUGUUUUUUUUUGGAAAUAAAUUUUAUGUUAUUUUUAUAUCAAUAUGGAUUAUAGCACUUUACUUUAUUGUAACAACAUUUCAUUCUAUAUCGAAUAAUGACAAAUCAUCUGAAAAACGAAUAGAAUUUUUACAGAAUGAACUUAAUUUACUUCGACAAAAUUAUCGUGAAACUCAAUCAAAUACAUCUAGUACUCAUUAUCAAUGGGAAGAACUCAAACACGAACUUACACGUGUUAAACGUCAGUUGAUAGAUAAAAGUGGUGCUAAAACGAUACCAAAACAGGCACCUUCUUUGGAAUAUGAACAAUUACGACGAAAAAUCGAAACACAAGCACGUGAAUUAUCUUAUUUUACUAAUAAUGAAUUACAAAAAAUUUCCGAAAAAUUAUCCGAAAAUGACAAAUUCAAAUGGAAACAAGUUAUUGAAAGAUUCAAUGAUCAAAGUAGAGUACUUUUAGCUUCUAUUAGAAAUUUAACGAAUGUAGAUGGAUAUCAAUCAUGGCGUGAAUAUGAACAUAAAGCUCUUUCAAAAUUGAUGCAAACAAGAUUAAAUUAUUUACAAAAUCCAUCGAAACCAUGUACAGAUGUUAAACGUCUUAUAUGUAAGAUUAACAAAGAUUGUGGUUAUGGAUGUCAAAUUCAUCAUGUUAUGCAUUGUUUUCAUAUUGCAUAUGCACUUGGAAGACCAAUGAUUUUGUUUUCUGAAGGAUGGCAAUAUAAUCGCGGUGGAUUUGAUCAAAUAUUUCAAUCUCUAAGUCACACUUGUAAUACAUCUAUGGUUUAUAAUGUAUCAAUUUGGGAUCAAAAUGAAAUAGCUGAUGUUAUUGAAAUUCCAUCUGCUGAUUUUCUUAAGUCAUUGAAAGAUUUUAUGCCAAUGGCAAUUCCUGAAGAUCUAUCUGAACGACUUAUUCGUUUACAUGGUAAUCCAUUUGUUUGGUUUACUGGACAAUUAAUGAAAUAUUUAUUACGACCACAAGCAUGGUUAACUCAAUUCUUGGAAGAAAAGUAUAAUACACUUAAAUUCGAAACACCUAUAGUUGGAAUUCAUGUACGACGAACAGAUAAAGUUGGAACAGAAGCAGCAUUUCAUGAUAUAUCAGAAUAUAUGAAAUAUGUUGAAGAUUAUUAUAUUAUUUAUAAAUAUCAAAAUCCAAAUAUAAAUGUUAGUAAACGUGUUUAUAUAGCAACGGAUGAGCCAUUGGUUUUUGAUGAUGCUCGUACAAAAUAUCCAGAUUAUAUAUUUUAUGGUGAUAAAUCUGUAGCAAAAUCUGCUCAAGUAAAUUCGAGAUAUGGUACAGAAUCACUUAAAGGUGUUUUAAGUGAUGUGCAUUUUCUUUCAUUAUGUGAUUAUCUUGUUUGUACAUUUUCAUCUCAGAUCUGUCGUAUUGCUUAUGAAACCAUGCAACAACGAACUAUUGAUGGUGCAUGGCGUGUACAAUCACUUGAUGAUGUUUAUUAUUUUGGUGGUCAACAUGAUCAUCAACAACGCGCUCUUAUAUCUCAUAAAGCUGUUAAACCGAAGGAAUUUAGUUUUGAACGUGGUGCUAUUAUUAGUGCAGAAGGUAAUCAUUGGAAUGGAUUUUCAAAAGGAUCAGAUAAAACUAAUAAUCAAUCAGGUCUUUAUCCAUCAUAUAAAACCGAAGAAAUUGUUCGAAUUGCACAAAUGUACCAUUAUUCGGAAGUAUAA